CCCAAUUUUUAACUGCGAUGGAAACGCGCGAUGUAUUCAAUUGACCAUACCAGUGCUUAUGUUGAUGGUUAUAUUUCUGGUGAAACUAUAUACGUGCCAAUUUAAUAGUAGCAAAAUCAAAAGUCUCACUGACUUCCUGUGUGACGAUUGGGAGAAGUUGAAUAGCAAGGAGGAAUAUGAAAUUAUGAAAAAGUAUGCCACGAACGCAAGAUUGAUUUCUUUCGCAUAUGUCUUAUAUUUGUACGUGUUCAGCAGUGCAUUCGUAUUACUUUCCCUUGUACCCAAAUUAUUGAAUAUUGUAUUACCCCUCAACAAAUCCCGACCUAUAACAAUGCCUUACGACGUCUAUUAUUUCGUGGACGAAGAGAAAUAUUAUCUCUAUAUUAUAUUUCAUAUAUUUGUGUGCUCAGUUAUAUCUCUUGCGACAGCAACCGCACAUGAUUGCAUAUUUUUUAUUUAUAUUGAGCAUGUCUGCAGCCUUUUUGCUGUGCUGGGUAAGAAAAACAAUUUUUUUUUACGUUGUUUCUCUCACGACUCAUUGAGAAAUCGAAACUGUCCCUUAAAUGUUCACAGAUUUCAUUUUGAAUCUUUAUCACGUAAGAAUCGUAACGACGCGAAUAAUCUUUCGCAUAACCGGAAAAUCGCUGUCUCCAUUCAUGUACACUGGCGAGCUUUACGUUUCGCGAAGAUUCUUGAAGACAUCUUUUGCAUUGCUUUUGCAGUACAAAUGCUGAUAGUUGUUGUAACAUUGAGCAUUUCUCUGGUACAAGUUGCAUUACAAUUCGGCGACAUUAAUGAAAUGUUUAAGUACCUAACGUAUAUCUUUGGUCAAAUAUUACACACGUUUUGCUUCAGUCUGCAAGGUCAGAGAUUGAUCAAUCACAGUAUACAAUUGCGCGACAAAAUAUACAAUUCGUCCUGGUAUAAAAUACCCGUGGAAUCACAAAAGCUGCUUCUGCACGUUAUGCGAAGGAGCAUGGAACCUUGUUUUUUGAGCGCUGGCAAGAUUUAUGUCUUCUCAUUGAAGAGCUUCACCACGGUUAUGCAGUCUUCGGUGUCGUAUUUUACCGUCCUUGCAUCCUUCUAAUAAUUAAUAGUCAAUAUAUAAUUUGGAUAGUAUCUGUGCAACCACAAUUAUGUUAUAGUAGAGACUGUGCAGUAGAAAUAAUAUUUAAAUUAUAUUUAUUAAUUCGUACCAAUUAAGUAUACUGUUAAAAUAUCUUUGUUUAAUGUGUUGUUAAUCUCGUUUUUCUAUGGAAGUUACAAAUUAUAAGAAGAAAUAAGC
Messenger RNA from Acromyrmex echinatior (Panamanian leafcutter ant), 1285 nucleotides. Its product is annotated as odorant receptor 13a-like. NCBI's taxonomy places the organism in Eukaryota, Metazoa, Arthropoda, Insecta, Hymenoptera, Formicidae. Gene Ontology annotation, cellular component: plasma membrane. The record is from RefSeq and is a predicted model, not a curated record. Gene Ontology annotation, molecular function: olfactory receptor activity; odorant binding. Gene Ontology annotation, biological process: detection of chemical stimulus involved in sensory perception of smell; sensory perception of smell.